Messenger RNA from Drosophila ficusphila, 1462 nucleotides. Its product is annotated as thioredoxin domain-containing protein 9. NCBI's taxonomy places the organism in Eukaryota, Metazoa, Arthropoda, Insecta, Diptera, Drosophilidae. The record is from RefSeq and is a predicted model, not a curated record. Gene Ontology annotation, biological process: microtubule cytoskeleton organization. The transcript is spliced from 3 exons. The coding region runs from base 166 to 816 and encodes 216 amino acids. Gene Ontology annotation, cellular component: cytoplasm.
AAGACGUGAAAUUACAUACUAAAAGCAAAGCAUACGGUCACACGGAACACGACGUCUAAAUAAACUUUAAAGCAGCAAAAUCAAUGAAAUAAGAGAAAAACUAACAGUGCGAAUAAACGGAAAAACUUAAGGAAAACGAGAGGAGCAGCAAGUGGACAAGACGACAUGGCCAAUCUUCUGGAGAACCAACUGUUCACGGCGGCCAAGACCAUCGAACAGCAGCUGGAUCAGCAGCUCGACCGUCUGGACAAUCUCGACUCCGAUGACCUGAAGGCCCUCAGGGAACAGCGGCUCCGCGAGAUGAAGGACCUGAACAACAAGAAGCAGGAGUGGCUUAGAAACGGCCAUGGCAGCUACACUGAGCUGGCCGACGAGAAGGAGUUCUUUGAGAUGUCGAAGAAGUCGCCAAACAUUGUGUGUCACUUUUAUCGAGACAGCACCGAGCGCUGCAAGAUCGUAGACAUGCACCUUAAGAUUCUGGCCGCCAAGCACGUGGAGGCAAAGUUCUGCAAAGUCAACGCCGAGAAGACCCCUUUCCUUACCCAGCGGCUGCGCAUCAAGGUGAUACCCACCAUUGCACUGGUAAAGGACAGCAAGACCAAGGACUUUAUCGUAGGAUUCACCGAUCUGGGCAACUGCGAUGACUUCGCCACAGAGAUGCUGGAAUGGCGUAUUGCCCACUCGGGGGCUAUUGACUACAAGGGCGAUUUAAUGCAGCCACCAGAUGUGAAACGCAAGCCAUUCAUAAACCGCCCACAGAAGACAAUUCGCGGUGGUUACGACUCAGAUGACUCUGAUAUCGAUCUGGAUGACUAACUACGAGCAGUCCGUCCCACACUCUCAAUUCCCCCAGUUCCAGCUGCAAAUCCACACUCCCACACUAAAACUCAAACGCGAUGGAGAAACGAAAACAAACACACACAAAUCAAAACCUAGCACAUGGAUCUAAACCAAUUAGGCGUACUUUAGCGUUAUUUAUUUAAUUAUAAUAUUCCGAUCACACUGCUACGGUCCCCAUCGCCACAUAGAAUAAGUGGCUUAUUCGAUUGCCUUUCCCCCGAUUAUGUGCUUUAAUAUCUAUCAGUUCAAUCAGCCGCCUUUAAGGCUGAGCCACUCUAGCGAGCUUAAGCGUACUCAAAAUUUGAUCUUUAUGGUAUCUGCAAUUCAAAAUCAAUGUGCACCUCUCAAGUAUAUAUGUUUAGUUGAAAAUUGUUUUACGAAUUACGCUCGCUCCACAAAAUGGUGUAUGUAAAACAAGACAGAAAAAACAGCAUAAAAGACAAGCAACAAAACAUCUGGCAUAUAUAUUUUUAACAGUUCGAUAAAAGGUGUACUGCAUUUCCUACUGUAGAGGUAACUAACACAUACAUAUGUACAAGUUUUUUAUAUUUAUUUUUGUAAUUCUACAAAGCAUCAAAGGAAAUCAACUAUUAAAUUGCAUGUUUAAAACAAAGCAAACGUA